CAAUUAGUGUUAAUUUGUUAAUCUGUUAUUUUGUGUAAUCUGUUGAUCAACAUUAUCUACAGACCACCACAGAACAACAGAGAUAACAUCCGAGACACAUCCGAGAUCAGACAUAGUUCAGAACUUUGUGGUUCAGAAAGCACAACAGAAAGUAGUUAGUUCUAGUAACCUGUUAUUUUCGUUAAUUAAAGCGCAUUGUUAUGAAGUGGCUUAUUGUUUUGAUAAAAUCAUAUUUCCGAAAAUGAAUACGCCAUCACAGAAUAUAAUCAUAAAUUCAUGUCAAUAUACACCUGUUUAUAUUAUUCAAAAUCAUGCUGCCAACCAAGCAAGGCCGUUUUUUAUAACUCAAAACAGCCCAGCUGUAGAACCACCAGUCACCAACAACUUAAAAACAUUUUACGAAAAUAGCGGUAUACUUGAAACUAACCUUAACUCAGACGAAAAUAUCACACAGCCGACAAUUCCGAAGAAACCUGAAUAUAAUGUUGUAGGUAACAACUUAAAACUAGCAAAUUUUCUUAAGAGUGAAAACAAUAAUGGAGUGUGCCCACAAAAAAUUACCACGGUCAAUAGCGUGGUGGUUAAACCUAUGUAUAUCGCUAAUAACCAGAGCUCAACUAUGCCGAAGUUGGAUAUGAACAGUAGAAUCGUGCACCUAAAAGACUUACCAAAUGUUAUACGCGCACAAAACGGAAGAAUACUGCCAAAGAUGAAACCAAAAGAGAAUCUGAACAUACUGAAUAACAGCCAGGUGAAGAUAGUAAACCAACCAAUUAAAGUUAGCAGUCCACAAAGUACUAAUGCAACCAUGACAAAACCAGUAUAUGAGCCCACUACUAACAAAAAGCUUAUUUACAAAGUGAUAUCACCUAAAGAGAUCAAACUUCUGGAGCAGUAUAAAAUGAACAAACAAAAAAAACAGUUGAAUACUAUUGUUGAAACAGUUGAACCACAAAAGAGUGAAGAAGUUCAAGAGCAAAAGAUACAAAUCGAGACGACAGUAACUCGAAGUGGUAGAAUAGUGAAGUUACCGAAAACUAUGAUUGAUGAGGACUCGCCAAAUAGACCAAAAAGGAAAAAUGGACAUUUCGUUUCAUGCCUUCAAUGUAGCUCUAAAUUCAGCAGUUCAAAUCGCCUUCAAAGGCAUUAUGAGCACCAUCCGUCGCAUUCACCCUCAAAAUUGAACACAGAUCUAUUUGAAUGUUUAUUGGAUGUUGUAAAUACAGAAUCUGAGGAAAACAAGUCAAACGUUUUUUUACAGCAGUUAAAACAAUUCAUCAAGAAAUUGAAAUCAUGUGUACCAUGUUUGUUGAAAGCAUGUAACACAGACGGCGAGCCUAGCAUCAUUGAUGAUGAAAUCGGACGAUUAUUAGGAAUAAAUCCAGGAAAAUAUAAUUUAAAUUUAGAAGCACUCAAUUGUGAGAAAGAUGAAAAUGGUCACUGCACACAUAAUCCGCCUCCAACCACUAAACAAACACAUGGAUACCAAACUACAGAUAAUACUUGUGUCUCAGAGUUAAAUGAACAAACUGAGUUACGAAACAUUGAUGAUAUAAAGGCUAAUACUAGAGCGUCAAAAACAUUCCACGAUUACGUCAAAAAGUUUGAUAACAGAAAGCACGCCUCAGAAUGGGAAAACCAACCUGACAAUGGAAAGAAAAUUAAACUUUCCCCACAAAUAGAAUCAGACAGAAAAGUUAUUGACGACAUAGUUGCAAUAUUAAGUGACGCAGGUAAGACUGAACAUAGAGUAGAAACAAAAACUAGCUUAGAAUCAAAAUCUUUAGAUAAUUUAGUAUUAGAAAACAAAGUUAAAAUAGAACACGAAGAAGAAAUAUUACCAAAGCCAACAAAUACAAAACCAGCACAUAUAGAAUUCCGUAGCACGCAUUUUGACAUCAGAUCAUCUCCAAUAAAAAGUACAUCGACAGUGUUCAGAAAAUUUCAAAUAAAUCCAGAGAAAAUCGCGAAAUACGAUGUUGAACAAAUUCGACCAAUACAAUUAAAUACAUUAGCACAAGAGAUUGAAAAGUGUACAGAAAAUUCACCAAAGGAUGUUGUCAGCAACACAAAUGCUACACCUACAGACAGUAUUGAACAAUUUAGUUUUAAGUCACCCGAGGAAUGGCACAUGCCUCAGACAGAAGAUUUUUCUAACAAUAAAUGUAAUGUCUUGAUUAGUAAUCAAACAGAGAAUUUCUUAAAGACUGAGCCACUUAUUGAACCAUCACUAUUACAUAUUAAAGAAGAGUCUGAAAUAGAAAAUGUCCCGGGCAAUAAUGUCAUUGAAACUAGCGAUAUAACCCCCAAUCAAAAUCAAUCGCUUAUAAGUAUUUUAGAGGCCCUCGGCAAUGAACUUACAUUCUCGGAGCCUGCCGAGCCUGUAAAUAAUAACAAUAGUAUUGAUUUUCAAUUAGAUUUAUUUUCAUACAAAGACUAAUGUAGUGAUUAAUAUU
Molecule: messenger RNA, 2456 nt
Organism: Melitaea cinxia (Glanville fritillary)
Lineage: Eukaryota; Metazoa; Arthropoda; Insecta; Lepidoptera; Nymphalidae
Exons: 7
Coding region: 242-2440 (732 amino acids)
Source: RefSeq, a predicted model, not a curated record